GGUUCCCAGCCCGGGCUGAGUUCGCUUCGCCCGGUGUCCGCGUGCUGAGAGUUUUGUUGCCCUCGGAUGCCCCUCUUGAUAUGGAGAAGAUUGAGGAACAAUUUGCCAACCUACACAUUGUUAAACGCUCCUCGGGAACGGAAGAGCCUACUUACCUGCUUGGCGUGGACACCUCCAGGACUGUACGUGCAGAAGAGGGAAGCUUGGUCGCUGCUUUGUGUUCCAGUGGAUCCAUCAGAAUAUAUGACAAAGAAAGGUUACGUGUACUACGAGAAUUUAGUGGCAGUCCCGGGCUUCUGAGUGGAGUCAAAUUUGCAAAUUCCCGUGAUAGUGUAUAUUCAGCGUGUACUGAUGGCACUGUGAAAUGUUGGGAUGCUCGCUUAGCCAGCGAGAAGCCCGUUCAUCAGUUCAAGGGUUACCCUUCCAAUGUCUUUAUCAGUUUUGACAUCAGUUGUAAUGACCAUGUCAUUUGUGCUGGUACAGAAAAAGUUGAUGAUGAUGCCCUGCUGGUCUUCUGGGAUGCCAGGGUUAAUCCUCAAGGCUUGUCUGCUGCCAAAGACCCACUUGGGACCUAUUCAGAAACACACAGUGAUGAUAUCACGCAGGUCCGAUUCCAUCCCAGCAACCCCCACCUCGUGGUCUCAGGCUCAACUGAUGGCCUGGUAAAUGUGUUUGAUAUUAGCAUCGAUAAUGAAGAGGAUGCCCUGGUUACAACCUGUAACUCAGUUUCAUCAGUAAGCUAUAUAGGUUGGUCUGGGAAAGAUUAUAAACAGAUUUACUGCAUGACACAUGAUGAAGGGUUUUGCUGGUGGGACCUUAAUCACUUGGAUACCGAUGAACCCAUUACACGUUUAAGCAUCCAGGAUGUCAGAGAGACAAUUACUGUGAAAGAAGGUACUUUGGACUAUUUGGUUGGCGGCCUCUAUCAUGAAAAGAUGGACAAAUUGUUUGUUAUCGGAGGAACAAACACAGGCAGGAUUCACUUACUGGACUGCACCACAUCAGGGCUGACGCAUGUGGCCGCUCUGCAGGGAGGGCAUGCGGCCACAGUCCGAUCUUUUUGCUGGAAUGUAUGUGAUGACUCCUUGCUGACGGGGGGAGAAGAUGCACAGUUGUUGCUUUGGAAACCUGCAGCCGUGGAGAAAACCUUUGCGAAGAAGGACAGCAUGAAAAUCGCAUCCUCUGUGCACCAGCGAGUGCGGGUUCACACCAGCGACACUUACAAGAGAAGGAAAAAGCAGUAAGGUGAAACUGGAAUUCAUGUGGUGGAAGAAUGCAAGGGCAACAGAAGUUCUGAGGAGUGGGCCUGGUGAUGAAGGUCUGAAUGGGACGUGUCUGGCUGCCGUGUCUGCCUCCAGCUUCUUGCAAACUCUGAAAAGCAGCAGGUGUGGGCUCCAGUCGUCCGGGUUUCUGCCACCCACACCGGAGAGCUGGCUUGAGUUCCUGGCUCUCAGCUUCUUCAGUCCUGGUCUAGUCCCUGCCAUUGUGGGCCUUUUGGAGAGUGAAUCAGCAGGUGAGGUGCUCUGUGUGUAUCUUUAAAAAAUAAUACUACUGCUAAAAGAGAAAUAAUCCGCUAACCAGUGGAUGGAAGAUCUGUCUCUCCUCUCUAUAAAUCUGCCUUUCCAAUAAAAAUAAUCUGAACACACAUAAGAAAUACAGGUCAGAGCCAAGGCAACUCUCUAUAACUCUUGCCUUUCAAAUAAAAAUAAGAAAUUAUAAAUAC
Ochotona curzoniae (black-lipped pika) is the source of this 1723-nucleotide messenger RNA. RefSeq names its product WD repeat domain 89 (gene WDR89). The transcript has 3 exons. Gene Ontology annotation, molecular function: protein binding. The record is from RefSeq and is a predicted model, not a curated record. NCBI's taxonomy places the organism in Eukaryota, Metazoa, Chordata, Mammalia, Lagomorpha, Ochotonidae. The coding region runs from base 81 to 1244 and encodes 387 amino acids.